Messenger RNA from Cuscuta campestris, 3323 nucleotides. The record is from the annotation of a GenBank genome assembly. Lineage: Eukaryota; Viridiplantae; Streptophyta; Magnoliopsida; Solanales; Convolvulaceae.
UGCAUUGGAUGGUGUGUAAAAAUGAAACUGGACAAAUACUUUGGGAGGGAGGGAGUAUUUAUUUUCCAACUCCUUGCUUGAUUUUGACGUUUGUUUCAGCACCAGCCACCACAGCCGGCCGGAUAGCCCCCCUCGCCCCACCGGGUCACCGUCCGCAAGACGCCUCCUCCUCCUGCAGCGGCGGACUUCCAGGUUUCCCCACCUUAGCUAUCAGCGGUUCAGCGCGGCAGUAACACAGGUCCAUUACGACAUCAGCGGCUCAGAACCCGUGCUUCUCAGCCAGCCAAUGGAUCAAUUUGAACCAAUGGCGUGUAGUUCAGGGGUAAACCCAUGGUGAAAUUGGUGUUCCCAGGAAGAGGAGACCUGAAAAAUCUGAACUUGAAAUGCAGUACGAGAUAUUGGUGAAUUAGGGGCAAAAGGGGAGGAGAAACAAAUCUAUAGAGGGCGUGUGUUGAGAAAGUUUGAAUCUUUGAACUAAAGACCAAAUCUUUGAGUGGUUAGGACAAUGUCUUUUGGUUUCCAAACAGCUGCUUUGGUGGGUUCACCAUAUUGCACCAAUGCUAUAGCCUGGUCAGAGGAUAAUUUGUUAGCCGUGGCUUCUGGUCAUCUUGUUACCAUUAUGAACCCUGCAAGCCCUUUUGGAGCUCGUGGAGUUGUUACAGUUCCCACCAGCAAGCCCUUUCAAAUUGGACUGAUUGACAAAAAGGAAUUGAUCUCUGGCUGUUUGUUACCUACUUUUAUAUCACGAGACAUCCGUUCUUCUGUUAGAUCAAUUUCAUGGUCUCCUAUUGGAUUUGCUUCGAAUGCCAGUUGUUUGCUUGCCAUAUGCACCACCGAGGGACGUGUGAAGGUUUACCGCAUGCCAUUCUGUGAGUUUAAAGUUGAGUGGAUAGAGGUAACGGACAUAUCUGAGAUGCUCUACACUUAUCUUGGAAAUGUCAAUUUCAAUGUGUCAAACGUGUCUUCCGAAGUUUCAGAUACAAAUUGUUCCCUCAAUGACGUAGCAUUUGAAGAAGACAUGCCGAUAUGUCACUUUAUGAAAGCAAAGAAGAAAAGGAAACUGAACGCCUUGACUGUAGUAAACAUCAAGGAUGGCGUGAGAAAAGGAAAUAUGUCAUGUCUAUCUGCUGAAGAAUAUGCUUCUCGUAAUGCAAUGAUAUCUUCACUAACUGUUGCUUGGUCACCCAAUCUAAAAUGGACAAGUUGUUUUUCAGUGCUUGCAGUGGGAGGCAAAUCCGGUAGACUCUCAUUUUGGAGAUUUCAUAAACCACAAUGUUACUCCACGCGGAGUAGUACCGACUCAAAAUCUGCAUCACUUAUGGGCUUCCUUCAAGCUCAUGGCGCUUGGAUAACAGCAAUAACAUGGGCUUUGUUUGAGUCAAAUUCUUCCAAUCCUCAAGUUAUGCUUUGCACUGGGAGUUCUCAUGGGAGUGUGAAGCUUUGGCGAGCAUACAAUAGAGAACUUGAGGAAUCAUCCAACACUAAUCAUGUUUCUUUCUUUCUGUUAAAAGAGGUAACAAUGGUAAAUUAUGAAUCGAUCUCUAUCCUUUCUGUCAUAGUGCCUUCAGAUUCAUCAGGCAAAAUUUGUUUAGCAAUUGGGAGAGGAUCGGGAUCAAUUGAUGUGUGGAUUUCUGAGAUGCCCAACAACACAUUCAAGUCAGUUGGCUCUUACAAUGGACAUGAUCAUAUUGUCACGGGCCUGGCUUGGGCUUUUGAUGGACGCUGCCUGUACAGUUGCAGCCAGGAUAACACACUUUGCAGCUGGGUGUUGAGAGGAAAUGUGCUACAGCAGGUUUCGUUUCCCACAAACACCCCUGGAACAAGGAGCUCUGUUGAUGUGCCAACUGCUUUUGAUUCAUGUUGCGGUCUUGCAGUGUCUCCGGGGAAUCUUGUACUUGCUGUGGUACAUGGCUACGAUACUGAACUAUUAAAUCCAAUGUAUGAGUCAAGGUCUUGCAAAGCUGCAGUAGAUUUCCUGUGGAUCGGAGGGCAGCAUCUGGAUGUGAUCUCUGAUACGUUUCUAGAUUUGGAUGCCCAAUCUUUUCCUAGUUCCUCCGAGAGAGAAUUGUCUUGUUGGGACAGUAAUAUAUUAUGGUCACUACAUCAAUAUGAUCACCAUCAUCAUCAUCAUAGGCCAUUGAUCAUAUGGGACAUUAUAGCAGCACUUUUGGCCUUCAAGCAGUUGAAUCCAAAAUAUGUACAACGCAUACUAUUAAAAUGGCUGUCAUCGAUAGUCGGUGGACCCCAGUGUGACAUCUCUAAUAUCUUGUCCAAGUCCCUUUCCCAGUACCUCUCUAGAAUUGCGUCCCGAACGCUGCAACUCCUCAACAUCAUCACCAGACAGGUAGUGUUGAAGAAGGUGGAUGACUAUUAUGCCCUUGAAGGUGAGGAGCAUCGUGACUGGUGGAAGCAGCUGCACAUAGAUGCUGAAAAGGAAUUAAGGGACCGGGUUGUAGGAUUUAACCUUUCUGUUGUUUCAAGUUGUGUGUCUAAUUCUGGGGGCGAGGAUACCGGUUGCAGAAUCGGACAUUGGAUUCCCGUUGGGUCGGCGCAGAUGGAGAAAUGGGUUGAGCUUAACAAUGCUGAUAUGAAAGAGCAACUUAAACUCCUCGCAGAAAAAGUUAAAAGAAUCAAGAAAAGAUCCAGAAAAGGUUUUAUACUGGAGACCCAAAGAACAGACUCCAUCUGGGAAUCCACAGCAGAUGAGGAAUGCAGCUUCUGCACUGCAUCAGUUCCAUUCGACACCCCAGAAUUUGGUUUUUGUGUGGGAGAGAAGAACAGCGAUGCAGGGGGGGCCGUGGGGCCCAGACACAAAGUAACUCGGUGCACUGUUUCAAUGCGGGUGUGCCCUCCAACUACCCCUCCAUGGCAUUGUGUGUGUUGCAAGCGUUGGACAUCACAGCUGGCACCUUCUGCCCUCUUCGCCUUACCUGAAUAUCCCAGCGAUUUUGAAUCUUUAGUCCAGCAGCAGCUUCAUUCUUCUUCUUCUUCUUCUUCUUCUUCUGGUUCUGGUGCACAUGAUCAACCAGUUAAACCUUUGUGCCCUUUCUGUGGGAUUCUUCUGCAGAGACUGCAACCAGAGUUCCUCCUCUCUCCAUCUCCAAUAUAGCUACAAACGUGAUUCAAAUAUUUGCAUGUAACCUCUUUUUUUUUUCUUUCCAAAUAUUGUAGUAAUAUUCUUGCCAUGUAUUUAUAAUUUUGUGCUUGUUUUGAGCUACCUAACAUAUUUCUCUUACCCUCACGCGCCUAUUUAAAAUUUUCAUUGACUUUGUGGCUUGUGAUUUGUGGUAGACUAUCCACGAAAAGAAAGCUUGACUUUCAUU